Molecule: messenger RNA, 3451 nt
Organism: Vitis riparia (riverbank grape)
Lineage: Eukaryota; Viridiplantae; Streptophyta; Magnoliopsida; Vitales; Vitaceae
Product: MDIS1-interacting receptor like kinase 2-like
Exons: 2
Coding region: 24-3137 (1037 amino acids)
Biological process (GO): protein phosphorylation
Molecular function (GO): protein kinase activity; ATP binding; protein binding
Source: RefSeq, a predicted model, not a curated record
UAUGCAAUUCAUCAACUAAAACCAUGGCACCCUCAACCCUACAGAAAAUGCUCUCCCUUGUUUCCCUGCUCCUCUUGGUUAUGUUGAUUUCUUCAGACCAUGUAUCUUCUUAUUCUAAUGAAGAAACACAAGCUCUCCUCAAAUGGAAAGCUAGCCUUCAUAACCAUAACCAUUCUUCCCUCCUUUCGUGGACUCUUUAUCCUAACAACUUCACCAAUUCUUCUACCCACCUUGGAACAGAAGCCAGUCCAUGCAAAUGGUACGGAAUAUCCUGCAACCAUGCAGGGAGCGUCAUCAGAAUAAACCUCACAGAGUCGGGUUUAGGAGGUACGCUCCAAGCCUUCUUAUUUUCAUCUUUUCCGAAUCUUGCAUACGUUGAUGUCUGCAUCAACAACCUCUCUGGUCCUAUCCCACCACAAAUCGGUCUCCUCUCCAAGCUCAAAUACCUUGAUCUGUCCACCAACCAGUUCUCAGGAGGGAUUCCGCCGGAAAUUGGCCUAUUAACUAAUCUUGAGGUCCUACACCUAGUUCAAAAUCAGCUCAAUGGUUCAAUUCCUCAUGAAAUAGGUCAGUUGUCGUCUCUUUAUGAGCUUGCUUUGUACACCAACCAACUGGAGGGUUCUAUUCCUGCUUCUUUGGGUAAUUUGAGCAACUUGGCCUCUUUGUAUCUCUAUCAAAAUCAACUUUCGGGUUCCAUUCCACCAGAAAUGGGAAAUCUCACCAACCUUGUUGAGAUAUACUCGGAUAGCAACCAUCUCACAGGUCCCAUCCCUUCCACUUUUGGAAAUUUGAAACGUUUAACCGUGUUGUACUUGUUCAACAAUAGCCUCUCUGGGCCUAUCCCACCAGAAAUAGGAAAUUUGAAAUCCCUGCAAGGUCUAAGCCUCUACGGAAACAAUCUUUCAGGCCCAAUCCCUGUGUCAUUAUGUGAUCUGAGUGGCCUAACCCUCCUGCAUCUCUAUGCCAAUCAACUUUCCGGCCCCAUUCCUCAAGAAAUAGGUAACUUGAAGUCUCUUGUUGAUCUAGAACUUUCAGAAAACCAACUCAAUGGUUCCAUUCCUAUUUCACUGGGUAAUCUGACCAACUUAGAAACUUUAUUCCUCCGUGAUAACCAUCUUUCUGGUUACUUUCCUAAAGAAAUUGGGAAACUUCAUAAGUUGGUUGUGCUAGAAAUCGACACAAACCAGCUGCUUGGCUCUUUACCAGAAGGCAUUUGCCAAGGUGGAUCUCUGAAGCGCUUUACAGUGAGCGACAACCAUCUCAGUGGUCCCAUCCCCAAAAGCUUGAAAAAUUGCAAAAACUUAACCAGAGCUCUGUUCCAGGGAAACCAACUCACUGGAAAUAUAUCUGAGGUAGUUGGUGACAGUCCAAACCUGGAAUAUAUCGAUUUGAGCUACAACAGGUUUCAUGGUGAACUCUCUCAUAACUGGGGAAGAUGCCCACAACUACAAAGGCUGGAGAUUGCCGGGAACAAUAUUACAGGGAGCAUACCAGAAGAUUUUGGAAUCUCAACUAAUCUAACCUUGCUUGAUCUUUCUUCAAAUCAUUUGGUUGGGGAAAUUCCAAAGAAAUUGGGAAGUGUAACUUCUCUGUGGAAGCUGAUUUUGAAUGAUAACCAACUUUCUGGGAAUAUACCACCCGAACUUGGAUCGCUUUCUGACCUUGGGUAUCUAGACCUGUCAGCAAAUAGAUUGAAUGGGUCAAUACCAGAGCACUUGGGUGACUGCUUGGGCUUGAAUUACUUGAACCUCAGCAACAACAAACUCAGCCACGGAAUUCCGGUUCAGAUGGGUAAGCUGGGUCACCUCUCCCAGCUAGAUCUGAGUCACAACUUGCUUACAGGUGGCAUCCCGCCACAGAUCCAAGGUUUGGAGAGCUUGGAGAUGCUUGAUCUCUCCCAUAACAACCUCUCUGGUUUCAUUCCAAGGGCUUUUGAGUACAUGCCUGCCUUGUCGUAUGUUGACAUAUCCUACAAUCAGUUGCAGGGUCCCAUUCCUCACAGCAAUGCAUUUCGAAAUGCUACCAUUGAGGUGCUAAAGGGGAACAAAGAUUUGUGCGGCAAUGUUAAAGGGUUGCAACCUUGCAAGACUCAUUCUAUACUUGACGAACAGCCUGCAAAAAAGGGCCACAAAGUUUUGUUUAUAAUCAUAUUCCCUCUUUUGGGAGCACUUCUACUUCUUUUUGCUUUCGUUGGAAUUUACUUGAUUGCUGAAAGAAGAGAGAGAACUCCAGAAAUAGAAGAAGGUGAUGUACAGAAUAAUCUCCUCUCAAUAUCAACUUUUGAUGGAAGAACAAUGUAUGAAGAGAUUAUAAAGGCCACCAAGGACUUUGAUCCCAUGUAUUGCAUCGGAAAGGGAGGGCAUGGAAGCGUUUACAAAGCAGAGCUGCCAUCAGGUAAUAUAGUAGCUGUGAAGAAGCUUCACCCAUCCGACAUAGAUAUGGCAAAUCAAAAGGAUUUCUUGAAUAAAGUAAGGGCACUGACAGAGAUCAAGCAUCGAAACAUUGUGAGACUUCUUGGUUUCUGUUCAUAUCCACGACACUCCUUUUUGGUCUAUGAGUACCUUGAAAGAGGUAGCUUGGCUACAAUCUUGAGCAGAGAAGAAGCUAAAAAAUUGGGUUGGGCUACAAGGGUCAAGAUCAUCAAAGGAGUGGCUCACGCUUUGUCUUACAUGCACCAUGAUUGCUCACCCCCGAUUGUUCAUCGGGAUAUAUCGAGCAACAAUAUUCUGCUGGAUUCUCAAUAUGAGGCUCAUAUUUCUGACUUGGGCACUGCCAAGCUUCUUAAGGUAGACUCAUCAAAUCAGAGCAAACUUGCAGGCACAGUCGGAUACGUUGCACCAGAGCAUGCUUAUACAAUGAAGGUCACAGAAAAAACCGAUGUCUAUAGCUUUGGAGUGAUAGCACUGGAAGUUAUCAAAGGAAGACAUCCUGGAGAUCAAAUCUUGUCUAUAUCAGUUUCCCCAGAGAAGAACAUAGUGUUGAAAGACAUGUUGGACCCGCGACUCCCACCUCUCACACCCCAAGACGAAGGGGAAGUGUUAGCUAUCAUAAAGCUCGCAACUGCAUGCUUAAAUGCCAAUCCACAAUCCAGGCCAACCAUGGAGAUAAUUUCUCAGAUGUUGUCACAGAGAAUUUAGCAAGGUAAGAAAUAAUUUGAGUGGAACUCUACCUAGUCUACCAAUAAUGCAUGGUUUCGAACCUCCUGCAUCUUCAACACAAUGUAAUGCAUCUUCAAAAGUCCCAGUUCUUUUCCAUAACUAGAUUUCGUUCGAGUAAAUGAUAAAGUUGUAAAAAUAUCAAAAAGACUUUUUGUGGGUGAAUAGAAAAUUGCACCUCGGGUACCGGCUGACAAUGUGCAAGGAUAAGAGGAUUGAAUGCUUGAACAUCAAAGAUUUGAUGUUCUAAAUAUAGCAUUGUUAAACAAUGAGAUUAAUGGUUUAUUCAUGUUCAA